Zonotrichia leucophrys gambelii is the source of this 4535-nucleotide messenger RNA. It is a transcript of the gene KCNG1, whose product is annotated as potassium voltage-gated channel modifier subfamily G member 1. Gene Ontology annotation, cellular component: voltage-gated potassium channel complex; membrane. The record is from RefSeq and is a predicted model, not a curated record. The transcript is spliced from 5 exons. Lineage: Eukaryota; Metazoa; Chordata; Aves; Passeriformes; Passerellidae. Gene Ontology annotation, biological process: potassium ion transmembrane transport; regulation of delayed rectifier potassium channel activity; protein homooligomerization. The coding region runs from base 711 to 2240 and encodes 509 amino acids. Gene Ontology annotation, molecular function: delayed rectifier potassium channel activity.
CUCGUCCGGCGCGGGCGGCGCGGGCAGGGCUGCCCGGGCUCCGCUCCGGUGCCGGUGCCGGUGCCGCACCAUGCGCGGGCCCGGGGCUCGCCCGGAGCGCUCCCGUCCCGCCCGCGGCCCCGGCGGGGGCGCAGCGCGGUAGCUCCCGGUGCAUCCCAGCCGGGGCAACUCGCAGGCGAGUUCGGGCACCUCGGCCGGCCCCGGGGAGCCGCGGGGGCCGGGGGUGGCCGGAGCCGGGGCCCCCCGGCCGCAGCAACAGGUGCCGUCGGCCCGCGGGGAUGGAGGGCGGCGAGCGGCCGGCAGCCCCCGCCGGAGCCGGGCCGCCCGCAGCGGGAGGGGCUCGGCCGCUCCCCGGCGCCGCUCGUGCCCUGGCCCGGCCCCGGCGCGGAGGAGGCUGACGGCGCUCCGGGCUCUCCCCGCCGCUCGCUGCUCUGCGGCUCCGCUCCGCCCGCUCCGGGGCUCCCGGCGCACCAUGGAGGCUCGCGGGUCCCAGCGCUGCCGCCUCGCCUAGGCUGAAGGUUGUCAUAAGAUGCCACAACUGUCCGGCUCAAGGUAUGUGCCACUCCUGGUGUGGUUUAUAACCCCAGCUUCUGAAAAGGAGGUUCUGUGGCUCAGCAAGUGGCCCUAGCAGGGGUUCUGUCCCUGGGGUGCCCAUCCAAGGGAGAAGACACUUGCAGGAGCAGCGAAGGGAUGCAAAGUUGUCUUCCAAGAUGACUCUUAUGCCUGGAGAGAACUCCGACUAUGACUAUAGCGCCCUGAGCUGUACUUCAGAUCCUUCCUUCAACCACACGUUCUUUCCAGAGUCUGAAACCCUCAAGGGAGUGUUUUACCAAAGAGCCAGGCUCAUCCACCCUCAGGAGGAUCUCCUCAAAGGCUUCCACCCCGACGACCGCAAGCGUCACAUCAUCAUCAACGUGGGCGGCAUCAAGUACCUGCUGCCCUGGACCACGCUCGACGAGUUCCCCCUGACGCGCCUGGGACAGCUCAAGUUCUGCACUAACUUUGACGACAUUCUGAACAUCUGUGACGAUUAUGAUGUGACGUGCAACGAGUUCUUCUUCGACCGCAACCCGGGGGCGUUCAGGACGAUCCUGACCUUCCUGCGGGUCGGCAAGCUCCGGCUCCUGCGGGAGAUGUGCGCGCUGUCCUUCCAGGAGGAGCUGCUCUACUGGGGCAUUGAGGAAGACAACUUGGACUGGUGUUGUAAAAGGAGGUACCUGCAAAAAAUGGAGGAGCUCACAGAGAUUAGUGAACGGGAGGAUGACCUCCUAGAAAAUGAAACAACAGGUGAAACAGUAGAGGAGACAAAAAUUGGUUUGUGCAUGAGAAAGUUGCAAGACAUGGUGGAAAGGCCCCAGUCUGGCCUUCCUGGAAAGGUGUUUGCGUGUUUGUCUGUUUUGUUUGUAACUAUUACAGCAGUGAACUUAUCCAUCAGCACCAUGCCUGACCUGAGGGAGGAGGAGGAAAAGGGUGAGUGUUCCCAGAUGUGCUACAAUAUUUUCAUUGUGGAGUCCGUGUGCGUGGCCUGGUUCUCCCUGGAGUUCCUGCUCCGCUUCAUCCAGGCCCGGAGCAAGUUCGCGUUCCUGCGGCGGCCGCUGACGCUGAUAGACAUAAUCGCCAUCCUGCCCUACUACAUCACCCUGCUGGUGGACACGGGCUCCGAGGGCUCCAAGAAGCCCAGCUCGGGCAACAUCUACCUGGACAAGGUGGGGCUGGUGCUGCGGAUCCUGCGGGCGCUGCGCAUCCUGUACGUGAUGCGGCUGGCGCGGCACUCGCUGGGGCUGCAGACGCUGGGGCUGACGGCGCGGCGCUGCACGCGCGAGUUCGGGCUGCUGCUGCUCUUCCUCUGCGUGGCCAUCGCGCUCUUCGCGCCCCUGCUCUACGUCAUCGAGAACGAGAUGGCCGACUCGCAGGAGUUCACCAGCAUCCCCGCCUGCUACUGGUGGGCCGUCAUCACCAUGACCACCGUGGGCUACGGGGACAUGGUGCCCAGGAGCAUCCCCGGGCAGGUGGUGGCCCUGAGCAGCAUCCUCAGCGGCAUCCUCCUCAUGGCCUUCCCGGUCACCUCCAUCUUCCACACCUUCUCGCGCUCCUACCUGGAGCUGAAGCAGGAGCAGGAGAGGAUCAUGUACAGGAGAGCGCAGUUCUUGCUGAAGGCCAAGUCUCAGAUGAGCAAUGAGUCACAAGGCAGCGAGGUUUUGUUCACCACUCUCUCUUCCGAGACUAGGGACAAUGAGUGAAUUUACGUUCCUGUUUCUCUUGCUGUCGUUGUAUCAGAGUCCACCUUUUGAUUCGCUCUGGAAGCACCUUACAAAGGUAAUCCUCAUAUUAAAACGAAGAGAAGGGGCUCUAGCUGGGACCUGACGUGGUUACAGAGGUCUGUUAUUAUGCUGUUCCUUCCCCCCCAUAUAAUGCAUAGGGCAGAACUUUCACUGAGAUCAUGCAGUGGGAUUUAAAGAAUUAAAAUUUCUCUGGCAACAACAAAAAAGAAGAGCAACAUAUAAUUAUGCACUUGACAGGCUGUUUUGCCAUUUGUAAUACACAUUUUUCCAACCGAAUCACAAUGUACAUAAUCAUUAAACAGGCGACCAUUUUUCUUGUUCCUCUUGUAUAUAAAUAAUGUAAAUACAUCAGGAUUAAUGGCUGAAUUGUCUCCCAGUAACACGCCUUAGAGGGUAAUGGAAAUAACCACAGAUGUUUGUCCCAUUGUGCUUUAAAAAACGUCACGUAACAUUCGUCACUCAGCACAGAACCAGCUCCUUCUCUGCAAGUCAGCCCUAACCACAGCAGAACAGGAGAAUCGAGCUGUUUAUAGCCUAACCUUGCUAAAGAUGUAAAUACUCAGAGCUCACCAGCUUCAAAAUUUAAUUGAUGUUGCAGCAUUGAUCCGAUGCCAUCGAAUGCAACAUUCCAAGGAGCAAAGCCUUGGAGUUUUGUAGCACUUAACGUUAUUAUAGGAGGUGACUAGCUGCAAACCCAGUGAAAUAUGCAUGAGGAGAUGCCCGCCUUCCCCACCAUCUGUUCCCAGCUUCCCUCUCCCUCAGCUCUGCGGGGAACUGGGAGAGGGCAGCCCCAGGGACCCCGGCGCCGCUGGGCAAACCGGGGCCACCCUUCCCACGAGCCGUCACUGCGGCAGGAGCAGGAGCCCAUGCCCGUGGCAAGAGGAAAAUCGGAUUGGAGCCGUGGAGGGGAGCACAGAGAGCUCUGAGCUUCCCUGCCCUCCAUCAGCAGGGGCUCAGCACAGGCUUCACCUCAGCUCUGCCGUCAGCGCUCACCUGCUGGCAAUGGGGAGGGUUUAAACAGGACAGGAAAAGCAAUGAACAGCCCAAAGCACAGGCAGGGGUUGUUCAUCUUGGUCCAGGCUCUGUCCCGAGCGCAGGGACACACAGGGACACUCGGGUUUGGCACAGGUUCUGUGCACGUUCACCACAGACCCCCUUUACUUUAGAGGGACUGACCCUGACUUGCAGAACAGCUCAGGAGAAAAACUCCAGAACUUCAAAAUCAUUAAAUCCACUUGUUUGAUUUCAUGCUGAGAGGUAAAGAAAAGCUGAUUUAAAGUGUUUCACCUAUUUCCACUCUUUUUCAGUGAAAUUACUUACUAGCAGUUAAGAACUUGGGGAAUUUAGAAGUCCCCAUCACACUGACCAGUGCUUCUUUGUCUUAAUUUUCAGAAAUACUAUUUCUUAUUGGCAUUUCUGGAGCAGGUUGCAUGAAAUGUCAGAAUGCAUAAUGGUUUAUGGUUUAAAUGAAGGCCAAGGACACAACAUUGUCCUUCCAAAAAAAGUAAAAUCAGUUUCUCAGUCUGUGCUGGUUGGCCAGACCUACAGCACGCUGAUUUUCUGUUCAAAUGACUUUAAAAUACAAUUUGAAGCUGUUCUUAUAUGCUUGUUCCUGAAGGAAAAUUCCAAAACUUUUAAAAAUGCACUUUACAAAUAAUUAGGGCUCUAGCAUUCUCCAGCCUGUGGUAGGGAAAUGUGCCUAUGGAACAUUGCUGCAGAGUGCUAAAAUACCCAGUCUAAACUCUUGGCAAUUAAGUCUGUGCCAAAGCUGCAAAUGAACCAGCUUUUCACUCUUGUUCUUCAUCUUUAAUUAGAGUUGGACAAAAAACAGGAACAUCGUGACAAAAAUUUCUUCUCCCCGUUUUUUUGAAAUUUCAGAACUGUUUGAUCAUCUGGAGCAUUGGCUCCAGCACAAGUGCUAUGCAUCUUCUACCUUUGUGUCAGCGUUCGUUAUAAAAAGAACUGGUAAUUAGAUUAGUCCUGUGAGCAACAGUUGCUUAUCUAAGAAUGUGUUUGACAGGCUGAGCCAUAAAUAAGGAGCUGUACGUGAAUAUAGGGAGAAAUCAAGACUUACCAAAUAAAACCUAAGCUCAUUUCCAUGUUCUGCUAAUAAAUGCUGUAGGGCCAUCCAUUUUCUCACUGUCUUUACAUUAGUGCUCAUUUAUUUCAUGUAACACUUAAUUUUUUUUUUUAUCCCAAAACCGGAGCUUGAUUCUAAAGCCCUUGUCCAAUAAAAAUAAAAUAAAAGCAUCA